UUUUGUUGCUUUGUUGGUUACGAUAGCCUAACAGUAGAAAUUGUGUAUAAGGUCAAGGAAAAACAAGAAGACUACUAACAAGAUCCGUUGUGCACGAAAUAAUUCGUAGAUUAUAAUAACAUUGAUUCAAUUUCACUAUGCUCUUCAGUCAAGACUACCAACGCUCGGUAGACGAUGUCCAAUCGAUCAUCCAGUAUGCAAAGCUGGAUCACAACAAUCUCACCAACACGGCACAGGCCAUCUACUAUCCGGAUACCGACCAGGACAUGUCCAGGUUGAAGCUUAUCGAAGCGGAUGAUCACAUUCUGCAACAAAUCAAGGAAGGCAAGUCCGUAUCGUUCAAAGGGGCUCUUAACGAGAAGGUAGUUAUUUGCACCGAGUCCAGGACGUACGAAGUCAAGGAAGCGGAAAUUUCGAACAGUCUACUUCUGGUUCCUCAUUUGAAGCAAGCACAAGCCACCAGUCGAUCUCCGAUCAAAAGUCCCAAAGGUGGAGUAAAUACCUCGCUGGAUAGUAGUACGGAAGAAAUGGAGGGGGUUGUGGACAGUAUCGAUGAGGUGGAGCGUAAGGAUGUGGUAAAAAUAUUCCACGAUUACUUCGAAUGCCGACAGGUUAAACCAAAGUAUAGGAAGAUUAUCGAUUUGCUUCGGUUAACCAAGUAUUCCGGGACGGAGAACGAACAUCUUGUGGAACGGUCGCUGCUGUUUCGAUUCAACCAGCUAUUGGAUACAGUUCAAUGCAGCAAGGAGGAAUUUCAGGAUGGGCUGAGGAAGUACCGAGCGAUCGAGAUUGAGAAUCGAAUUCGAAUGCUGGACAGCGAGUAUGAAUACCGGAUAGUGACUUUGAUGUUGGCGUUGAUUGGGGAGAAUUCCUGGAACCUGGAUGAGAUUGAUAAGGCUUCGACCGUUGAAUCGCUGGAUGGUAUUAUUCCUUAUGAAAUAGUCGAUGGCAUCUUCGACGUUUACACGGAGAAAAGUGAACGGGUGCCGGGAAAAUUCAAGUAUCGCGAGGAUUUGGUGUGUUCGUUGUUUGCGGAGAAAAUUUUACUGCAGGGUUUGAAGUUCCAUAUCGACGAUUUUCUGACCACGUGGCAGGCGACUUUACCCGAAGGAUUCCAUGCUGAUGAGAAGUACCUUCGGGGGAUUGGUAUUGUAGAUCGCGAAGGAACGGUUCCCUGCGUGAAAGGGUUAAAUGAAGCGGAUUUGCCAACGAAUUUGCUCGUCCGAUUGGUCACCUUGUUCCGGGCAAAAGAACGAUGGAAUUUGGAACAAAUUCAGCCGUAUAUUGAGUGUUUCACGACACCGACGUUGGGGGUGACGGCGAUUCUGGCUAAACACACUCGAUCGCUGGUCGUGAAUGGGGUACGGAUCUACGUUUCCAAGCACUAGCGCCGCUCCGUUUAAGGAUAUUUCUUUUGCACUACUUCACCGGUAAACGCCAAGAGUUCAUUGUUUUAAGAA
Molecule: messenger RNA, 1460 nt
Organism: Ochlerotatus camptorhynchus
Lineage: Eukaryota; Metazoa; Arthropoda; Insecta; Diptera; Culicidae
Product: sister chromatid cohesion protein DCC1
Exons: 4
Coding region: 138-1388 (416 amino acids)
Biological process (GO): mitotic sister chromatid cohesion; maintenance of mitotic sister chromatid cohesion
Cellular component (GO): Ctf18 RFC-like complex; chromatin; chromosome, centromeric region
Source: RefSeq, a predicted model, not a curated record